AUGAUCUUCCCCAAGCUUGGCCAGAAACUGCGCCCCUCCUUGGACAGGUUUGAGAGGCGAUGUGGAGAGACGCUUCAAAGACAUGCAGAGGAUGUAUUGGCUGCAGCAGAUUCUUUUCAGGAUCUGGGCAAAGCCAGUCAGAAGAUCUUCUACUUGCAUUCGUUCCUAGGCUACCCCCGAGAUCCUAUGCAAGGCAAACUUAUGGAAGCCUGCCGCAGAAUUGCCGCUUCGCUUGAGGAUGGCGAGGAUGGUGAUGUUGAAGAUGUCCUGUCCACGGUGUAUAAAACCAGUUUGUUCCACAACUAUGGCCACGGCUCGUAUUUCAGCUGGUCCAACGAGAAUGCCAGCAAUGCCAUCGAGGAGUUUGAAGACCUAGUGAUUGGUUUCUUCGAUAAGUCUGUUACUGGGCUCAACCUCACAGAGUGUUUGGGAAGCCUCGGCUGGAAGCUCCCAAACAUCUACGAGGACUUCAUGGAAAUCCUCAGAACGAAGAUCCGACCCUACCCGGCCCCAGAGGAGAUGGAUACGAAGGUCUUAUAUCACACCAUGUACUUCGUGACACACCUGGUCUACUUCUUCACAGGUUUCGGCCUGGAGACUUUGAAAGGGGUUGCGAGAUUGGAGAUGCAGCCGGAACUGCGAUUCUUGGAGGCAGCCCUGCCAUUGCUGUCCACAGGAGCUCAUGCACCACAGCACAAACUGGAAGAGACCGACAUUCUCGGCGAAGUCAUCUACUGCCAUAUUCUGCUCGGGGCAGACGAUUCCGAUCCGCGAAUCCGCCAAAAGAGACUCGCGAUCGUUGCAAAACAGCGGCAGGACGGCCUUUUUGGAAGCAGCCCUGAUGAUGACGAUGACGACGAUGAUGAUGGCCUGGACCAUGCGACUUACAAUGCCCUCACAGCUCUGAUCCCUCAUUCGUGGUUCCCAAAGCCUGCGAGUACAAAAAAGCUGUCCAUGAUGACACCAGCUGCUCUCGACGAGCUUCUCCGACAAGCAGGCAUCCUCGGCCCAAGGCGAGUGAACGUCGCAUCGGAUGACGAAUGA
Messenger RNA from Symbiodinium necroappetens, 1044 nucleotides. The record is from the annotation of a GenBank genome assembly. Lineage: Eukaryota; Dinophyceae; Suessiales; Symbiodiniaceae.